AUGGUGGGAUUAGGUUCUUCAGGUGGAGAUCUACGAACUCCACAGUUUGAUGGUGCAAACUAUGAUUUUUGGGUUGUCGAAAUGGAGACCAUCCUCAUAGCACAUGAUCUAUGGGAUGUAGUUGAGGUCGGAGUACAACCUCAGCCAGUUAUUGAGGAGGAAGAAGACUCUGGAGGUGAAGGAAGUGAAGCUGAGCAAAUUCCAGCGGAAGCACCUACUAUCUCCAGAGAAGACAGAAUAAAAAAUGCCAAGGCACUGAGUCUCAUUCAAGGAGCAUUAACUGAUGAGCUCUUCCCUCGCAUCAGAAAUGAAAAGACUGCAAAAAGAAUUGCCCUCAGAUCUCUCUCUCUCUCUCUCUCGCGCGCAUUGCUCUCUCUCUCUCUCCUCUGGUUCGCAACCGCUACCACAGCAGGCCACGUUUUGACCGGCCGUGCUCUCGUCCAGCAACCAAAGUCGACGGGGCCGGUACCAAAACGACCGGGCCGCCGUCCUCUUCCUACCCCAGCCAGGUCCCGCCGCCAUCCAUCGAGAUUUCGCCGGAAAAUCGAAGAGAAAAGCUCGGUUUCACCCGAAACUUCGCCGACUUCAUUCUCCGUCGUCCGGCCGCCAUUUUUGGCGAUCCAGGGUUCGGCCAGUUUUGAGUUAGUGAUUCCGGCCACUUCCGGUCAGUUUUUGUGGUAUAUAAAGGGAUCGAAUGUUAGUUUACAGUGCUAUACGCACUACCCCACGUACCCCCCAUACUGUGAUUGUGUUGAGGCCUUUAAACCCGUGCGGGCUGGUGAGAAUGUAGCCAGGCCCAAAGCAAACAGAAUGAUGGCUGGUGAGAAUGUAGCCAGGCCCAAAGCGAACAGUAUGAUGGUUGGUGAGAAUGUAGCCAGGCCCAAAGCAAACAGAAUAAUGGCUGGUGAGAAUGUAGCCAGGCCCAAAGCAAACAGUAUGAUGGUUGGUGAGAAUGUAGCCAGGCCCAAAGCAAACAGUGUGAUGGCUAGUGAGAAUGUAGCCAGGCCCAAGGUUGAGGUCGCACGUGUCGUAGGAGUAGCCGGCGUGUUGAUAGACCUCAUACGAGGCCGGGUGCGUCCCGUCGUAUGA
Molecule: messenger RNA, 1089 nt
Organism: Prunus armeniaca (apricot)
Lineage: Eukaryota; Viridiplantae; Streptophyta; Magnoliopsida; Rosales; Rosaceae
Source: the annotation of a GenBank genome assembly